GCUACCCUCCCUCUCACUCGCCCUAGCGAAUGCAUCCCAGUACUUAAGACCUCCGAAAAGCGUGCGGAGGCUCACAGCCCCGCUUGCAGUGGGCGUGAGCUGGGGAACUGCCACCAUGAGAGUGCUAUGGUUACUGCUGCUGGCUGCGGCCGCCUCCGGCUUCGAGGUCGGCAAGGAGUAUGUGUACGAGUACAAGGGAACGAUGCAUGUUCUUAACCCUGAGCAGCGGCAUCAGUUGACCGGUCUUGGGUUCCGAAGCAAGGUCAUCAUGCAACCUAAGCCCGACCACACGCACUUCAAGAUCGUGAACUUCGAAGCGGACACGUUCAACUCGGACGAGAUCGACCUAACUCAUCAUGAGUUCCACUACGCGUCGAAUGAACAUCUCCACGGCGCUCUCGAACAUCCUUUUGCCGGCAAGUUCGACGAAGGAAAGAUCGUGGAGAUUGCGAUUGGCAAGAGCGAACCAAUGUGGGUGAGGAACGUGAAAAAGGGCGUCCUGUCCCUUUUCCAACUGGACCUCGUCAAGGGACGCCACGAGCACCACGACGAGAAAGAGUACCACGUCAAAGAGGAUGGCCUGCAUGGCCCUUGCGAGACCCUGUACGUCGUCCACGAAGAAGAGCAUGGCUACCUUGAGGUGACCAAGGUUAAGAACCUGGAGAAGUGCGACUACCACCACAUUGCCAAGAUAGGCGUGAAGGUUGCCAAGAAUUGUCUCAAGUGCCAUGCGGAAGAACCGCACCCGUACUCCUCAACAUCUGAGGUGUAUUACGAACUCAAGGGGACGGCGCAGCAUUAUGAGAUUGCUCAUGCCUGGGCUGAGUCUGGAUACCUGUUCAAGCCUAACGGCGAGGGCAAGAAGAUUCACGUGAAACUGAAUCGCACCCUGGACCUCCUGGAAGAGCACGCCGCCACCACAGAGACUGCACUUGCCGGGGACGUCGAGAAGGAGCACUCACUGGCCCAGGAGUUCCCCACGACUAGCGAUCUGAAGACCCACGAGGAGCUCUUGCACCCCAACGCUGCUCAGAAGCACUUCGAUAUUAAGACCAACUUGCAAAAAUUUGCGGAAGGCCUCCACCAGCUGGCGGAACUGGAGUACACGGACGAUGACAUCAAGGAGAUCGACAACAAGGCGAGCGGUAGCCAGCUCUUCCUUGCCCUGUUCCGUUCUUUCAGCGGCUUCGACUACGACGAGGUCCACGCAAUAUACCAGAACCACGUGCAAGCUGCACCGGCUGAAGCCAAGGACAGCAUCCUUCACGCGUUCCUGGACCUCCUCGCCGCUUCCGGCAACAACCCUCACGUCACCUUCGGCCUGAACCUGAUCAAGAAUAACGAGAUAACCGCAAAGGACGCCCGCCGCUUCUACGGGCAACUCCACCUGAACCUGAAGGAAGUCAGCACUGCCAUGAUCCACGAAAUUGCCGACUCGUGCAAAUCGGAGCCCGUCAAGAGCCACCCAGGAACCUGGAGUGCCUGCAAAUUCGCAGCCAGCACAGCCGCAGGCGCCAGGGGAUGCAAGCACGCACACGAUGACCAUGAGGAGGACCAUGGCACCUGCAACCCCGAGAUCGUCUCGCACAUCUUCAACUACUCAGUCACACCGGCAGAUACACACGACGAGUCCGAGUUCAAGAGCACCGUCUAUCUGCGAGUGGCCGGCAACCUGGGCACGCGGAAAGCGAUGCACUACCUGGAGCGCUACAUCUGCCCCAAGUGGCACGCCAGCGAGCCCAAGAGGAUGGCCGCCCUGUGGGCGCUGAAGCAGGCCUCCAAGAAACACCCUCGUCUGGCACACUCUAUCGCCUUGCCGAUAUUCUACAACACGAGCGAACCGAGUGAGCUCCGUAUCGCCUCCUUCCUCGUCGUCCUGUUCAGCCACCCAGAGCUCUACCUAUUGCGACACAUCGCCCGCGAAAUGAUCACCGAGCCCAGCGACCAGGUGGUGGCGUUCGUCUCGAGCGCAUUCCGCUCCCUGGCCAAGUCCAAGUACCCCUGCCAUCGAGAACUUGCCCAGCAGAUGCGCUACGUGCUGCCAGAAUGGGAUGACGACACAAGGUUCAGGAGACCCAUCGACAAGGCUUCGUCUCACCUUAUCAUCUCUUCCACAUACAGCCCCAAGUACGACUACGGUGGCAUGACGUCCUCGGUGAUGAUCCGCUCGCACGACAGCUACCUGCCCCGUAACUGUUAUAUCAUGCUAAGGGACUACAAGGCUGGCCACUCCUUUGACACACUCACCCUUGAGUUCGAGAGCUGGGGCAUGGACAAGACCUUCAAUCACCUCCUGGGUCCACAGCCCGGAUCCACGAAGAACCUUUGGAACUUCAUGGGCCGUCGUCGCAUCCCGCGUGAUGCAUCAGCUAAAGAACGAAAGGAGAUCGAGGACUCCCUGCACAUCGCCGACCGAGAGUACGACCCGAUGUACGCACGUCUCAGCCUGUCCAUCUUCGGAAAGACCGUCGACACUUAUAGCAUCGACGAGAACCUCUUAGCCACAUUUCAAAAUAGAGAUAAACCAGGGGAGGCCGUUCAGAAGUUGUUGGGGGCCGAAGUCCGCAAGAAGUACUUUUACUUGACUAAAGACGUGACUGUGCUGAUGCCGAGCGAGCUGGGCGUGCCAGUCAUCUUCGACUUCAAACAGGCUGAGUUCAUCUACGGAAAGCGAGAGAAGAUGGGUCUCACUCACGGCGACAACGCAGAGCUCAACUUGGACAUCAAGCGCCACUACCUAUACGACGUCGCGUCUAGCCAGAUGUUUGGCUUCGCGCCGGAGUUCGCCAAGCUGGGUAUCGGAACUGGCUACACUGCGAGGACCGUCAUCUCCUGGCCGCUCGACCUCAAGGCGACCCUGGCGCCACUCGAGGGCAAGCUCAGCCUGCGCCGACCCCUGCACCUGCCCUGGAACGUUAUCAACCACAACUUCCUGCCAUUCACGUUCGUCAUGCCCUUUGACAUUAACGCUGAUGGACCACAGGCAAUGACUGAGUUCUUCAGGCUGGCGAAGCCCCUCUACCGACCUGAAGAACUGACCGAGUUCGACCGCCACUACUUCGACGACACCUUUGGCGUCAGCCUGAACGUCAAGGGCCACUUGAUCAGCAAGGGGCUGCACCGGGCCGUGCGAGAAGUCUACCACGAGAUGUCGUGUCGGGAGCGCUUCAUCUACAUGGCCGUCAAUCCUCACUGGCACCCACGUGACAUCAAGAUCUACGCCCUCCCUGCUGCUCAAGAUGCCACCAAAGAACUGGACAUCGACAUUUCGUACAAGUUCUUGGAGCCAGACGACGAACGUCACAGCCACUUCAACGUGCAUGACCAAAUCGCCGACGAUCCGGAGGUGCCGUCCACCCACGUCCUGAAACUCGACGUCAACUUCAAGGGUGAGACCAAGGAGCGAAAGGCAACCGCCGAGUUGCGGUACUCUUUCAACCACGACCUCUUCAACCACAAGCUACAGUUCUUCUACGAAAGGACGCCGUUCAGCCACGCUGACACCGAAGGGCUGAAGAUCUGCCUGGCCGCAUCGGCGAAGUUCCCCAAGCCCGACUGGACCGUAGCUAAUCUGGCUACGUUCUACGCGGGACACCACAUCGACGCCCACCUCGACGCCCACUAUGGAAGCACCUGCGAAGCAGGGUCGAGUAUCACGAUUAACGGCAAGUUCACACACACCGACGAGGACGAACAGCAGUUGGCAGCCGCAGCGCAAGGCAAGGCAGUCGGCAGGAACAGGUUCGGCAGCACAUUCCUCCACUGGCUCGCAAACAAAUGUCACCAUCAUCAAGAGAAGGGCAUCCCGUUCAGCCAGUACUGUUACAGACUGCUCCGUUACUCCAGUCGACUCGGCAAAUUCACCGCUGACGUAGAGUGGAAGAACUACAAGUCUCUGCUGAGCCGCUUGGCACCGUACUACGCGAAACGCUACACGUACAAACCCUGGAAAGCCGGCUUCCUGGGUGUGGUUCGCUCGUACUUCACGAGUGACCAUGGCAAGCUCCACGUCGUCUCUCAAGUUCCAUGGUGGAGAGUUGAUGAGAAGCCACACACCAACAUGAUCGUCACAACCGAGGACGGCCACCACCACGAACACUGGGAGGUGCCCACCUUUAGCAAGCUCCUCGAGCCAAGGAUCUUCUCGCCAACCGGUUACUCGUAUGCCGCGGAGUACUCCAAGCUCUACAGACACAAGUACUGCGACCUACAGGCUCACGGCGUGCGCACUUUCGAUGGCACCGUGGUCCACCUGCCCGAGACAGACUGCUACAAAGUGGUCGCUCGCGAUUGCUCGCCUAACAAGAGGUUCCUGGUCCUGGCUCGUGCCACGAACAACCCGACGCUCACCAAGGCGGUGAAGUUGUUCAUCCACACGACCAUGAUCGAGAUCCUGCCACUGGACGGCGAAUCUGGCCUGGUUGUACGCGUCGACGGCAACAAAGUAGACAUCGCGGCCGAGCAUCCCUACAGCCACACCUCUCACGACGCUGAGCUGUUCAGGAUCAAGAAGGAGUCCACAAAGUGGUACAAGCUGGACUCCGAGUCUUACGGCCUCCACUUGGGAUUCGGCGGGAACAUGCUCGUGGUCGAGGUGGCUCCGUUCUACCGUGGAAAGCUGUGCGGCCUGUGUGGUGACUACAACCUGGACAAGAACCACGAGCUCUCCGGUCCUGAUGGCCACGUGUACAACAACACGCUCGAGUUCGCCAAGAGCUAUGUUGUACCCAGCGCGGACUGCCACCCACCGGCACACUAAUUGCCCUUGGCGGCGGACGCUCAAAUCGAACAUCACGCCAUUACAACGAGCACACUUACUGCAAACUCCUACGAUUAAAAUGCAGAGAGCAGAACUGGAAAGAAGUGGUGCCUUCUAGCUUUCUCUAAUGGGGUUAACGGGGGAGAGCUCUCAGCUGCUAAACUUUCACCAAAAUGCAAUCGCGUUAGUCUACCAUCUAUGUAUUAUGUAAAAAAAGACAAUAAAGGAAGAUGUCAAAAACUGGUCA
This is a messenger RNA of Dermacentor albipictus, 5006 nucleotides long. RefSeq names its product vitellogenin-6-like. Gene Ontology annotation, molecular function: lipid carrier activity. Gene Ontology annotation, biological process: lipid transport. Lineage: Eukaryota; Metazoa; Arthropoda; Arachnida; Ixodida; Ixodidae. The record is from RefSeq and is a predicted model, not a curated record.